Anisakis simplex (herring worm) is the source of this 1161-nucleotide messenger RNA. The record is from the annotation of a GenBank genome assembly. NCBI's taxonomy places the organism in Eukaryota, Metazoa, Nematoda, Chromadorea, Rhabditida, Anisakidae.
AAGUGGUAUGAGAGCAAAGAGGUAACGUCAGUUGGUGAAAAGAAUUUUCAGAUUUGGCGACAUGGCGAUCGAACGCCCGCAAAAACUUUCAAGUCUGAUCCUUAUCAAGAGGAUGCUUGGCCACUUGGCUGGGGACAGCUGACUCCAAUAGGCAUGGAGCAAAUGAUGGAGCUUGGUGACCUUCUAUACAAAGAGUACGUCGUGAAGAAUAAAUUUCUGAACACAUCGUAUAAAUUCAAUGAGAUGUACGUCCGAACAACAGACGUGAAUCGAACCUAUAUCAGCGCAUAUUCGAACUUAAUCGGCAUGUACUACAAUCGCACACAGUCUAUUCCCAAUGUUAACUUCCCAAGCAAUCCCAGAUGGCCCGGUUUAUUUGUACCUUUUCCGGUACAUGCAACUGUUGAUUAUGCUCACGAUUAUGUUGGCAAUCCGAGAGCUUACUGUCCCCGCCGUGAAUGGCUAUGGAGCAAAACAAAAGAGACUCCUGAAUUCAGAAAGCUGGAGAAAGAAAAUGAUCGAUUCAUGAAAGAACUUACCACUGUCACAGGUGACAAUAUAACACUGGAUAGGUUUUGGUAUCUUCGUGACACGCUUUAUAUUGAGAGAUUGUACAAUAAAACACAGCGAAUAAUUGAUGAAACGGCAUAUCAACGAAUUGAUGAAAUCAUGGAUCUAUUGGUAGACUAUGGAAAUGGUCUUGAUCUAACACCAGUGGACAAUAUCAAUUUUCGAGUGGAAGUUGCAAAGGUUCGAGGUGGAAGCAUUCUGUGGGCAAUCAUCGAUAACUUCGAUUUGAAGGUCUUAAAUCGUAAUUUUGAUACUCAAUUGGUUCUCAUAAAUCUGUUUAUCGUUGACUUCGGUCGAAAGCUGUUCUGCUACGAGCAAGCCAAUCAAGACAAACCGCAAUGCAACUGGAUGAAGCAUCUGCGAUACUACGCAUAUUCCGCGCAUGACACUACACUGUUGGCGCUGAUGUCAACGCUUGGUGUAAAACAUACACUGCUGCAACAUGGUCAUCCUGACUAUUCGGCAUGUCUGUCAUUUGAGCUAUGGCAAACCGACAAUGGUCCAGUGUUACGACAAUAUGCAGGCGGCUCUGGCUAUCAGUAUCCAUUGAAUCCAGCGAUUCGGAUUACAUACAGCACCGUUAAAGAAUAA